GGCAGGAGGUUUGUUUACUUCCGGGACCCGCCCCCGCCCCCCGCAGCCAGCAGCCGCCAUGGGGGAGGCGGAGGAGCCGGUGCCCGAUGAGUGAGGAAGAGUGGUCAGAUUUGGAGCCUGUCAACCUUUUCAGUGUCUCUGUCUAAUCCAAUUUGGAAAACCUGUUUGAAUUCAAGUGUAAACAAUCCGGUGCUGUUUUCACAUUUGGAAAAAGCAAAUUUGCCGAAAAUAUUCCUAGCAAGUUCUGGUUUAAAAAUGACAAGCCUUUGUAUAUGUCAUGUGGAGAUGAACAUACUGCUAUUGUUACAGGAAAUGGUAAACUUUACAUGUUUGGCAGCAAUAACUGGGGCCAGUUAGGACUAGGAACAAAGAAUACUAUCAACAAGCCAACUUGUAUAAAAGCUUUAAAACCAGAAAAAGUUAAACUUGCUGCUUGCGGGAGAAACCACACUUUAGUUUACACAGAACGAGGACAUGUAUAUGCUGCUGGAGGUAACAGUGAAGGGCAGUUGGGAUUAGGUGACACAGAGGAAAGAAACACGUUUCAUCUAAUUAGUUUUUUUACCAACCAGUACAAGAUCAAACAGCUGGCAGCUGGAUCUUACACAUCAGCAGCACUAACCGAGGAUGGACAGCUUUUCGUGUGGGGUGACAAUUCUGAAGGUCAGAUUGGCCUGGCUGGUGAAGCCAGUGUGUGUGUACCUUGUCAAGUGGAUGUUGGAAAGCCUGUUUCCUGGGUCUCCUGUGGAUAUUACCAUUCUGCUUUGGUAACAAGAGAUGGUGAGCUCUACACUUUUGGAGAACCUGAAAAUGGGAAGCUAGGUUUGUCGCCUGAACAACUGAAAAACAGUCGGGUUCCACAGCUAGUGCCUGGAAUUUUGGGAAGGGUUAAUAAGGUUGCUUGUGGUGGCGGACAUACGGUGGCACUUACAGAAACAGAUGUAUAUACCUUUGGCCUUGGACAAUAUGGGCAACUUGGACAUGGUACGUUUAUUUUUGAAACGUCGGCACCAAAGGCUGUGGAACAUCUGAAGAGGCAUAAAAUAUGUAACAUUGCAUGUGGGGAAAAUCAUACAGCUGUAAUAGCAGACAACGGCCUUAUGUUUACUUUUGGAGAUGGACGACACGGCAAAUUAGGACUUGGAGAAGAGAAUUUUACUAAUCAAUUCAUACCCACCUUAUGUUCUAAUUUCUUGAAGUUUACAGUCUGUUUGGUUGCUUGCGGUGGCUGUCAUAUGCUAGUUUUUGCCACUCCAAGGCCUAAAGGGUCUGAAGAAAUACACGAAGAUUUACGUGAAAACUGUUUGGCUGCUACUAUCUCUAAACUGGGUGGUGAUUCAUUAGUAACUAACACCUUGCAGAGAACGUUAUCGGCUCGAAUGCGGCGGAGAGAGAGGGAAAAAUCUCCAGAACAGUUUUGUCGAAUGGUGCGAACGUUACCUCCAUUGGGAGAAGGCUCCCUAAAACCUUCUUUACGUGCUGCCAGCAACACUGUCCCACUCAAUUUACCCACAACAAACCAUCCUGAUGUAACGGAAGCGAAUACAAAUAAAGCCAUUGAAUCAACUGUGGACUGCGAAACAGAGGAUCGGAAGCAGGAAAAAGAUAAACCUGAAGAAAGUACCACAGAGGAAGAUUCAGAUAAGGAAAGUGAUGACAGAAGCCUUGGAAACACAACUGAUGUUCUAAAUAUGACACACAUGAUGAGACUGAAUCCCAGUGACCAGUCCUUAAAAUUAACACCAGUUCAAAAACAAAAGGAUCAAAAAACUUCUGAAGAUGAAGAGAUUGACGAAGAAGAAGAAGAAAUAACAGACAAAGAAGAGGAGGAGGAGGAGGGAGGGAGCAGUGAUGAUGGGAAAGUGCAUGAAAAGGAGGAACGUGACAGUAAAACACCUGAGGGAGAAAGAAGCAAUAACACCACUACAGAGAUUGGCUGCUUAGAUGAACAGGAAGAGAAGACCACCCAAGAAGAGAAAAUACUUCAGCAAGAAAGAGAAAAUACCGACACUCAUCCUGAGAACAGUUCUUUAGGGGCAAUUUCGGAAAGUAGUACUGACAGAAUAUCUGGAGGAAUACUUGGAAGGACUAAAAAGUUUUCUUUGUUUAAGCGAAAGUCAUUGACAAGUCAGAAAAAUGUACAUAACAGCAAUGAAGGUAAAUCUGAAAAGCCACUCCAAAGUGAAAAGGAUAAAGGAAAGGAAGCAGAUUUAUCUGGCGAUGACAGGAAAGAUGAAAACCAAAAUCACACGAGGAAGAAUCCUAAGGAAACCACAACUAACCAGGGCAGAAAGACCAAGUCCUCUACUUGUAUAAUACUGUAAUGCUGUCAGAAUAUAUAUUUGACAGGCUGCAAGCAAAUGUUGCAAUUUAUACUUGAAAACAAUUAUGACUUCUUAUUGUUACUGAUGACAGAUUUAAAAAAAAUAAUUAAGUUGUUUGCCUUGGUUUUGGACUUGAAGACCAUGGUUUUGGUAUUUAUUUCUAUUGAUAAUUUUAGUAAUUGAAACUGAUAAGCUUAUCAGAGUGUUACUGAAGUGUUGUGGCCUUAACUGUUCAGUGUUGUAAUAAAAAUAUAUUUUUGUAUGUGAAAAGUUGGAUUCAGGCAUUUUAAUAAUUUUUGCUAAAUAAUUGUAUCCUAAGCUUGUAUCUACAUGGUACCACUUACAGUCGGAUGUGGUGCAAAGCUGUAAAUAGCUACUGUAGUGUAUUAUUUAGUUCAACAAAAUAGCUAGGAAUGUUUAGAAAUUAACAUUAAGGGUAUUGAGCCACUUAGAAUCAUCUGUCUUGUUCCAUUUUGAAAUAGAAAAAUAGCAAUAAAAACUCAAAAGUAUUUAAGAAUAUAGGCCCUGAUUCAGCAAGGUACUGUAAACAUGUGUCUAGCUUUAUGAAUAUGUGUAGUUUCAGUGAAGUCAAUGAGAUGCCUAACUGUAAGUAAUGUGUAAUGUGCUUUUGUACCUGGACAAAUCAGGGCCUUGCAGAAACUCCACUCAUUUUUGGGAGAUGCUGAGUGCUUUCAACUCUAGCUGAAAUCAGUGAGAGUUGUUGAGGGAAUUCACCUCUACAUAGAAUCAAGCCAACAGCAGGGCAGAAUGAAAUCAAUUGUCAAUAUUGCCAUUUUACCGGGAGCCUAUUCCUGCAUCCUCGAGCACCCAAAUUUUCACUGUACUUUAGUGGAGGUUUUGUUAGCAUACAAGCUACAGCAUCUGAGACCCUUAAUUAUGAUUACACAUGGUGGACAUCUUGAAGUAAGCAAAACUUUAUAUUUAGUAAAGGAAAUAAAUUGAUCACAUCGACAAGGCUACUAAGAUAUUCAUCCUUAUAGAGCAGCUGAUGCCUUGUGGAAAAACUUUGAAAAGCAUUCUGUCGUAUUAAGAAAUCAUUUGAGUUUAUGUAUAAUUUUCUGUAUUUUUUUCCUUUUCAUUUUAUGAAGGACAUUUGCAGGAAAACAUUUUCUUCAUUAACAUUUCAUGUGUUGCAGCUGCCUGCUUUCCGCCUGGAGUUAAUAUCCUCUGGGAUAUCUGAAUGAAUUACUAUGGGAAAUAUUGAUGUUGCAAACAGAUCAUUAUGGGCUAAAUCGCUCUUGUUUUUCUCAGGCAAGUACUUUCUGUAGCUUCAGUGGCUCUGCUCUAAGGGAGGAGAAGGGAUUUGGCCCUCUCUCAGGUAGGGAUUAUGCAGAAGGAGCAAGUGAAUGCUUCAGCCAAUUUCCAGACCCAUCAGUGGGAUGCAAAUGUUUUUUUCUUUCAGAAUUUGUCAUUUUUAUUUGUUGUUUACAUUUCUUAUAUUUAACACACAGUUCUAAUUACCAAAUUCAUAAAGAGACAAGAUUCCUUAAAAUUCAGC
Molecule: messenger RNA, 3843 nt
Organism: Caretta caretta (loggerhead turtle)
Lineage: Eukaryota; Metazoa; Chordata; Testudines; Cheloniidae
Product: X-linked retinitis pigmentosa GTPase regulator
Source: RefSeq, a predicted model, not a curated record